Molecule: messenger RNA, 237 nt
Organism: Pelobates cultripes (western spadefoot toad)
Lineage: Eukaryota; Metazoa; Chordata; Amphibia; Anura; Pelobatidae
Source: the annotation of a GenBank genome assembly
AUGGCCGCUCUGCCGGCCCACAAACACAUGCAGCACCUGCAACACAAUGCUGCCCCCCCACCCCCCAAACACCAAACAGCCUCGACCAGCAUACCUCUGUGGACCUUAAACACAGAAACCAGCCCCAACCACACACCAUGCAUGCAGGCAGCCCCCCACACAAAAUGGCGGACGGAGGAGGAGGAGGGCCACCGGAAUACAACCCCAGCACAAGCGACUCACUCACCAUCCGCCUGA